Messenger RNA from Heteronotia binoei (common prickly gecko), 1002 nucleotides. RefSeq names its product COMM domain containing 5 (gene COMMD5). Lineage: Eukaryota; Metazoa; Chordata; Lepidosauria; Squamata; Gekkonidae. The record is from RefSeq and is a predicted model, not a curated record. Gene Ontology annotation, cellular component: nucleus. Bases 104 to 790 code for a protein of 228 amino acids. The transcript has 7 exons.
GCGGAAGGGACCCCGGUACCGGUUGGGUGCGUCGCGAGACUUCUGGUUCUGCGAAGCUUUGCUGGGAAGAGGUGGCGGCGGGGGGCUGCUGCUCUGGUGAGCGAUGGCGGCGGGGGGGAAGGCCGUGUCCCCUCCCUACCCGCACCCGGGCGUGAUCGGGGAGAGCAGCCUGAGCAGAGUCAGUUUUCUGGGGGCUCGUUCGCCCCCGGAGGUGGAAGCGAUGGCUAAGAGUGUUCGGGACCUGGGCAAAGAAACCUUCCGGAAACUACUGAAAGUCACCGUUAGUGCGUUAGAAGGAAGAGACUGCAGAGAGUCUGUGAAAACUAUUGCUGAAAGCACCAAUCUCUCAGAUGAGCAGCUCGCGAUCCUCAUAUCUGGCAUGUAUACCCUUCUCAGAGAGGCCUUGAGGCUUCCAGCUUCCUCUCUGAAAGAAGAGGUUUUUAAAGAAGAUCUGAAGGAGCUUAGGAUCCCAGAAGAAUUCAUUGUGGACUUUGCCACCGUAGCCUUUGGAAAUAGGCGACCCAUUCUUGAAGCCACAAUUCAGAGUCAAGCCAACAAGCUGCCCAGAAUCAAAGAUUUCAGGUGGAGAGUGGAUGUGGCUAUCUCUACCAGCUCCUUGGCUCGUGCCUUGCAGCCAUCCAUCUUGAUGCAGAUGAAGCUUUCAGAUGGGACAGCUCAUCGCUUUGAAGUACCCCUUGCAAAGUUUGAAGAACUAAGAUACAAUGUUGCCUUGAUCCUGAAGGACAUGAAUGACCUGGAGAAAAGAAGCAUUCUAAAGAUUCAGGACUGAACAUUUUCUGAUACUUUGGCAGUAUUUUAAGAGGUCAAGAAAACAAAAUCAGGAACUCUUGUUUUGUAAUUACAUGUAUUGUACUAUAACCUCUUUGAAACCUGCUGUAAUUUUUUUUUCAUUUCAUGUGUUGAAAGUUGCUGUUGGAUUGUUUUCCUUAUUUUUCUUCUGAUCCUACAUAUAAACAAAAAUGGCAUUAUGCCUGUUGAGCA